This is a messenger RNA of Synchytrium microbalum, 9999 nucleotides long. RefSeq lists its product as uncharacterized. The record is from RefSeq and is a predicted model, not a curated record. The transcript is spliced from 19 exons. Lineage: Eukaryota; Fungi; Chytridiomycota; Chytridiomycetes; Synchytriales; Synchytriaceae. The coding region runs from base 1 to 9999 and encodes 3332 amino acids.
AUGGCGUCUGCAUCGGUCCCUGAGACUGGACAAUUGGAGGACUUUCUGCGCUCAAGUACUAAUAAUGCUGUCAAAUCCUAUAUUGUCGCUCUUCAGACCCAGCAUCGCAAGAUUGAAUCUGAGCGCAUUCAACUAAUCAAGGACCGUCAGCAAGAAGCAUUCAACCAUGCGGAAACUAGGGCACAACUACUUCAGUCCCGUCAGGAACUGUUGGCUGCCAAUGAAUCCCUCGAGAAAAUCAGGCAUACUCCCUUCACCGCUUCCAACCUCAACGCAUUGACUCAGAAACGACAAUUGCAGGAAGCAACCUCAGAAAUCGAAGCUGGAAACGCUGCGGUCAUUGCCCUCAAGACCGAAAUUGAUCUAUGUCAUCGUACGAUUGCCACCAUAGAGUCAGAGUCCCAAACACGUCAGAGCAGAAUCAGCGAACUCGAACGAGAACGGACGUUUUUGGCUGAGCAGGUCAUGAAUUCUCAAUCUGAAGUCUCGAAACUCACUCAAGAGUUGGCCAAAGUACAGCCAGGUGUGUCUCCUGGAGAGUCGAUAGCUGAUGCAAGAGCGAUAUGCCCGAACUGUGGCCAUCGAAACCCUGACAGUGAGAAAGUAUUCGGGCAGCUUGUCGAAAUGAAGGGAGAAUUGGUUCGUCUCAACCAUUCUGCUCAGUUUUAUAAAGCCACGCAUCUGAAUACUGUCAAACAGCUCAAUGAGGAGAGAGUGGAAAGCCGCAAUGUAUUGGAAAAAGUCGCCCAGCUCACGUCUGAGCUGCGGUUGGCGAAAGAAGAAGAGCGUAUAUCUCAGGAACAGGUCAAAUCCUAUAUGGCUAGUGCAGAAACAAGCCAAAAGCAGAUUCUGAACGAAGCCGAGCAAUUUAAUCGUCAGGUGUCAGCUGACGUGGCUCAAACCGAAGCAAUAAAAGCAACACUCCGAGCUUCUGCUUUCGAACAGUAUAACGUGACAAGAGCUGCUCUGGACAUGGUGUUAAUUUUGUCUUCUAGUCUAGCAUACUGUCAAGAAGAGUUGACGAUAGCCCGUGUUCGUGUUUCCGAAUCGAUAAAACAAAGUGAAGAAUACUCAUCGUCUCUGGCUGGACGUGUCGAUAAUUUAUCUGGAGUACUCAUGGACGUCUCCAAGAAGCUGACUGUGAUUCGCCGAACAUUGGCAGCUGAUAGGACGUCUACUUCUUCGCAACGCUUAGCAGAAGAUUUAGCGGGCAUCAUAACUUUAGUGAAUGCCAAGAAAGACGACGGUGCAGCAUUAGCAGUCUCCACCAGAGCUGACUUGACAUUGGUACGAAAGGCCCGGCUGAUUACAGCAGAAAACCUGGUUUCUUCUAUACUAGAAGAAUCAGAGCGCGAUAGAACUCAAAUGGAAUCUGCAAUGUCAGCUCUUCAGGAUCGUGUGAUCAAGUUGGAAGACCAACUACUCAAAAUAAUAUCUAAUAGUAAUAAUAAUCGUAAAAUGUCAAUUGUUGAGGCUGGCUCUCAACAAUCCUUGAAUCGUCCCUCUGGAUCACCUCGAAAACUGAGUCUCGAUACAAACAGAAGGUCCUUUAUAAAUAGUUUGUCGAAUCUUGAUGUCUCAGGUGCUAGUGCUACUCUUGAUCGGCCAGCAUCGACGCAUGGUACUUUUGAGAAGGCAUUAAAGGCUUCCAUUUUGGAGCCUAUAUCAGAAGAUGCUGUUGCAACAAGUAGUGUACCAAUUACUUCUGAAGAUGCCACAUUGGUAUCGAUGAGAUCAGCUCAUCUAGUACGAAUGAUUCGUGAGAAGGAUGCUGAAAUGAAACGACUGAAAGAAGAAAAGGGGGCUCGAGUAUCGACCCCUGUUGGUAAUAAACCCUCGCGGUCGAGAUCCAUCAGUACCGAGUCACAGAGAGGUCGUAAAGAGGUUCGACCAAAGUCUCCAACCCGAAAACCUUCCUCAGAUACAUCUUCAAGUCCAAUUAGAAUAGUGGCUCGUAAUAGAAUAUUAGAAGAACGAGUCAAGGUGCUCGAAGAGCAAGUCUCAUCACCCACAUCUCCAACCAGUCCAUCGCAGCGAGACAGUAUAUUCGCCACCACAACGAUGAUAGAAGACCAAGUCAGAGCUCUAAGUGAAGAAAACGCUGCAUUACGAGCUCACGCUCAAUUACGAGCGGACAAUGAAGAGUUCAUGCGAGACCUUCAAACUCAGAAUCAUGAGUUGAUGGAAGCCAAAAGUCAACUUGCUGCUAGUCUGGAUGCUCAGAUAGCUCGAAACAAGGAUUUGGAAGGUUCAGUGUCAGAAAAUAAGUCAGUGGUGCCUUCAUCGCCUGUUGGUCACCGUGGUAGCAUUGCUAGUGAACGAAGCAUUGCAAUUAGUACGGUUGCACCACCUAGCCCGACUAGACGAUGGUGGGGUUUAAGUGGUACUGCGAACCGCAGUAGCGAAGAUAGUAAGAAAUCAGAUCUUGGUGAAGUCCCCCACUCGCCAACAGAUGACCCAAAGAUGGCUGCCAUAAUACAAGACAAGGACCAAGAAAUCGCUAAACUUCGUAAUCAUCUUGCAUCUACAGCCACACAGUACUCGUCAAAGAUGGAAGCCCUGAGUGAGGAACGUGAUUCAUUGAGGGAAUCAGUAUCUGAACUUAUGACACAAGUCCAAACAUAUCAAUCUAGACUUGCUGGUCUACAAUUAGAUUCUGCUGUCGUGUCUAGAACAUCUAUAGACCACUCUGACUUACAACGUAGUUUGAGUGGCAAGCAUGAACAAUUAUCUGAAGCGCUAGAAACCACGGAAUCAUUGAAGGGAGAAGUAAAAUCUCUACAAGAUGAGAUUCACAUCUUACGCGAUCAGUUGGAACAAAAGCAUCAAGAGUUAUCACAACUGGCGGAUCAAUCAUCUAGUAGUCUAGGACGUGUCAAGAAUUUAGACCCAUUAAAACGCUCUGAUGCAGCGUCUCGUGAUAUUGGUGGUCAGGAAGGACGAGCUGUUGGGUCUAGGGUGUCUCAGCAAUCUAUUGUAAAAAGCCAACUUGGCGAUGAGCCAGUUCAGGAAGUUGCUGCGAAAGCUUUAUUGCAGGCUCGAGAUUCCAUUGUGAUAUUGAGGGAUAAUGUUGAGCAGUAUGGAGAGCUAGUGCAGCGGCUUGACAAGAAGGUAUACAAUCUACGCUCGGAAAACGCUUCCUUACGUGCCAUUAUUGCCAAAGGUGGUAGUGAUAGUCCUCUCCCUCGUUCUUCUGCUGAAGACGAUGAAGAUGAUCCAGACGCGGAUAGAGUUCGAGAUCAGUUACUAUCUGACUAUAGUCAUGUGCAGCUCAAGAAUGAUUUCAAGACCAGGAUUGCUGAACUUGAAUCUCAGCAUGAUGAUGAGCUUAAUCAGAUUCAACAGGUACAUAAGUUGUCAAUGAGGGACACGGAUCAGAGGAUACAGGCACUUGAGGAAGAGAAGGCCAAGACUCGCAGUGAGCUCUCUAAUUCUCUUCAGCUAGUUAACAGUCUUCAUAGUCGAGUUGAUGAGCUUCAGAAGAUUGCACGACAAAAAGAUGUACAUUCAAAGGAGAAUGACAACCUUAUUGCUGAGAUGCAAGCAGAGCUCACAGAGUUGCGAGCUAAGAACGCAGCAUUCCAAGAUCGCGCACCAGUGGCAUUCGUGGACGUCAAUGCGUCAGAUGCUAGUCUGGACUCUCCAGUCAAGUCUACUGACAAGGAAAUUAGUCCAUGGUCUAAUGAUGAUCAGAGUAGAAUAGAGGCUCUUGCCGCAUUAUGUCAACGUCUCGAGGAUUCCAUCAACUCAAUGCAAUCAAAUAGCAGUAUUAAAUCCAGUGCCCGUGGCGUUGAUAUAGCUCUUGUGCCGGCAUCUCCUCGUCUUGUAGUCACACAGGUCCUUCUACCACCAUCACCUGAAACAGUAGCCACUGCUGGUGAUCGUACCUCGAUAUCAUCCGCGACACCAUCCAUUGUGCGUAUGCUUGCACCAGAUGGAGUGCAUAGACUGUCAGUGGAUGAUCCUUCUCGAUCAGAAUCUAUCCUGAUUUCGAGAGAACGCAAUGAUUUGAAGGCACAAGUCAGCCAGCUUCAACAAUGGAUUACAAAUAAGGAUUCGGAAUUGAAUACGAUCAAGGCUAAUCUCGAUGCUUCAAAAGAGUCUUUGGAAGCCAAAGAAAAGGAAUUACAUGCAGCAGUUGCAGAACGUGAAUUGGCUUAUAUGCAGCUAACUAGAUCAAGCCAGGCCGUGUCUUCUCGUGCAUCCUCAGAAUAUGGUACACCUCAUCGACCUAACACCACUUCUCACACAGUCGAUAUGGAAAACAUUGUGAAAGGUCUUGAAGAAGACCGUCGUAAAUUGCACGAUGCUCUCAUUGAAGUAAUGAGUGAACGUGAUCGAGCACGUAGUGAAUUGGCACUCGGUGAAGCCGAAUUGGCCGAGGCGAGAAAUACUCUAGAAGCUGCAAAUACGUUGUGGGAGCAAUCCGAGAUGGAUAAAAUGAACUUGGAAGCUCAAGUUAGGGCUCUGGUCAAGGAACGACAACGUGGUUCUGGGGAUGGUUCCAUGCCAUUGCCUUUACCUGUUCCGGCAGUAGUGCCUGGAUUUGGCAGGGAUAUGGUGACGAUGAAAAUGGAGAUGACUAAGCUGGAGAUCCGUCUUCGAGACUUGGAGCUCUCGUCAAGAGCCACCGAGGAACACCUUGUCGACAGAGAACAGGAGCACGAAACAUAUAUGGCCGAAGCCGAAGCCUCAAUCAAGAAACUCCGUACCGAACUAGAUACUGCUGUAGGAGAUCUAGAAUUCGCCCAACACGAACUCAAAAGAACUCUCGAAGACAAAGAAAUUGCAUUGGCAGCAUCGACCCCAGAUGACUUUGCUGCUAUUGAGAGACGGUUGACUCAAGAGCUUGUGGAUACACGAGCUCUCCUGGAUGCCACUCGUCGUGAAAUAGAAUCGUCUAGAGCUGAAAAGGCGGAGGCUAUUACCGAGUUAGCUAGUGAGAAUGAGAUUCAGUUUGAGCAGGUGCAGAGACUUUCUGCUGAAGUUAAACGGCUGGAGGCUUUGGGUGGAAUGGCGUCUGUUACUCCUGAUGUGUCCAUGCCAGUUCCACAAUCUGACUCUAAGAAGCUAGAAUUACGUAAUAUGAAGCAAGAAGCCGAUGGCCGACAUGCAGAGCUGACCGCCAAAGCUGCAUUCUUGCAAAGUCAACUCGAUCUCGUAUCCCUUCACAAUGAAAAUGUUCUUCGCGAAUACGAAGGUCUCAAAGCUUCCAGAGACGAAGCAGACAAUAAUAGUAAAAUGGUGUCUCAAGAGCUUGCUGAAGCAAGAUCAGCUAUAGCCAAUUACGAGAAACGUUUAGCAACGGUCUCCGCCGAACUAGACAAACAUAAACUCCAAGUUGCUAAUUUGCAAACUGUCAAGGCCGAAGCAGAAUCUCUUCGAUCAAUUAAAUCAGAAACUGAUGCUGCAUCAGCUAAAGAAUUAGCUACUGCAACUCAAGAAUUGGCGAAUGCCAAAUCUGUUAUUGCGAUGCAUCAAAAUCGGUUGCAAGAGACUAUACAGGAACGAGAUGCGUACGUAAUGCGUCAUGAAGUUAUGGAUCGGGAACUUUCUGCUCUUCGAGAUGAGUUGGAAGCUGCUGCUGUGUCGACUCGUGAUUUGAAUUCAAAGGUUAAUGAGCAUGUGGUGCUCAUUGAGACGUUGAAGGCUGCCGUAGCCGAGAAGAAUGCUAGAAUUCAACAGAUCAGUAGUGAGCACCAAGUCAAACUCGCAGACGCAAAUCGAGAGUUGGAGCUAGUGAAGAAUAAUCAUGCUGAGUUAGUAGCUACUCAUGAAUCCAAACUCGCAGAUACAUCUGCCAUGUUGACUAGUCGGGGAGCCGAGCUUGAGCAACUAAAAGCUGCUCGAGAAGCAGACAUAGCUCAAGCCAAGAGUAGUCAUGAGCGCCACUUGUCUGGUCUGAAUACUGAGAAAUUGGCCCUAGUGGCUCGUAUUCAAGAAUUGGAAGCUGAUUUGGCUUUACAAAAGCAGGAAUCAUCAGCUGCUAUAGCUUUGGUCUCAUCGCGGCUCGAAGACUUAAAAGCCUCGUCUUUGGAAACCAAGUCACCAAAGCAACAUGACACAGUCAUGGAAAUGUUGGUUCAGCAGGAUCAAGAAUUGAGCCAAACCGUAGCUCAACUUGAAUCUCAGAUUGAUGACCUCAAGGCUGGCAUUGCUGAGAAGGAUCAGCAGAUAGAACAGCUUUCUGCAAAAAUUAAUACUUUGUCGGAAAGUCACGCCAAGGAGAUCUCAGAGCGAGAUAGUCAUCUGGAAACUCUGAAGUCUCGACAAACGGAGCUUGCCCAGGCUCAGUUGGCUAGCAGUGCUGAGGCUGAAGCUGCACACAAAAGCAAUUUGGAAAUGUCAUUGAAAUUUGUCAGGGACGAACACGCACCUCAAAUAUUGGCUCUUGUUGCUGAACGAGAUCGCCUUCAAUCUGAAUUAUCGUCACCUUCUGUAAACGUCAGAGAUUCGUCAACUCUUAAUGUUCACAUCUUACAGAAACAGUACAAACAACUACAAGACGACCAUGACAACAUACGUAAAGACUAUGCUAAACUCCGCUUAAAACUUGGUGAUACCGAAGCUCAAUUACAGAAGGGUCAAGACGAAAAGAUUCGUAAACAAGCAGCGUCUCCAGUCCUUGGUGACUCGGACGAGAUUGUUGACUUGCUUGCCCGAAUUGGUAAACUUGAACAAGCUCUCGAAGUGACGGCUGCUGAAUGUGAACGCCUUACUGCAGAGAACAAAAGUCUUCGUAAUGGUGUACCCAAUGAUGCUGAGUUGAAACGUAGUGAAGAGAAAUGGACUGUUGAGAUUGAUGGUCUUCGCAAUGAGAUUGAAGCAAAGGCUAUUGCGCUUGAAAAUGUGCAAGGGCAGUUAGAGUCGUUGCAGCAAAAGCUGUCUGAGGACUCGUCAUUCAAUAGUAUCGUCAGUGAGAGUAAGGGGAAGCCUGGUGGUUUGAUAAAAGGUGGUGGCGCAGCCAAGUCUCCAUCAAUGACUUCGAUGAAUGUGAAUCUGCAUGCACUUCACAAGGCAGCUGAGUCUGAGAUAUUUAGGUUACGACAGCACACAGUAGACCUCGGUCGUCUGAAGCAAGAAGAGAUUUCCUCUCUCCAGAAGGAAUGGGACAAUCAAAAACGUGAUUACUUGGCCACACUAUCCACCCUUCUAGACGAUUUACAGGAAGCUGCCAAUGCAUCCGAUAUUAUGAAGGCUCAAUACGAGCAUACAAUUGCAGAGCUACGUAACAAGAGUGAAGAAAAUCGACGACUCAGUAAAAGUAUCGUGCCUCCUCCAGUAGAUGAGAAUGAAGGAGCGAAACUAAAGGACGGUCUGCUCAACUUAAAGUCUAGGAUCUCUGUAGAUAGGAACUCGCUCAACUCGUUACUGGGCCAAUUAAGCUCGUAUGCUGAAGUUGAUGGAGAUAUCUUUAUACGGAUUGCUGAAUACUUGUCUGAGUAUUUCUCACUCUUUGGUGAAAUCAUGGAUGUUAUUAGACCAGAAGCCUUGAAACCAGAGUUUACCCCUCUCGCAUACCGUAUUCUUAGUGACAAUCCAUUAUUUAAUGGAACCAUGACUGGCUGGACUGAUGAUGCCAGCCCUCUCAUCCAGCCCGACGUCAUAUUAGAUGGCACAUUGGGAAACCUCAUGUAUCAAUUCAUUGAGCAACGUAAAGAGUUCUCCACGUCAAUGACCCAAAUACGCAGUCUCAGGAGCCAAGCCUUGAAUCAGCCACUCGCAAAACUUGAGUCGAGCUGGAACUCGGUCGUUGAGCAACGAGCAUACUUGACCAAGUUGGUGCAGCAUCUGAUGAGAACGGUGGUAAAACUUAGGGCAAACCAAAAGUCAAAGAAUGCUGCUAUAAGACUGCUUCGAUCCAAACCAUCGUCUGGUACAUCCGCAUCACCGUCUAACGAUACAGUGCCCAAGGCGUUGUAUGAUUCCAUAGUAUCAGAACUUGCAGUAGUAGAAGUAGCCAAGAACAAGCUCAAAUCUGAGCUUUCGCAAGCUCGUAGUGUGAACGUGACAGAUAUGACGUUAUUCUCUGAAAAGGAUGCACUUUCCGAAGAAGUGCAAGAGCUUCAGGCCGCUCAGGAACGAGCAACAGAACGUAUUGAAGCCUUGUCUGCCGAAGUCAAAGUCUUACACGAAACUAAGACAAAGACUGAAACCGAGUUUGCAGCAUACCGUCGUAUCAAAGAGUCGAAGGGAUCUGAUAAUUCAGAGGAAUUCCAUGAUGCUGUUGCUAAACUUGAAGCAGUUCGUGGUGAAUUGUCACGCUUGCAGCAGACUAGUGAGCAAGACAAGGAACGUUUUGAUAAGGAGAAGGAAAGGCAAGAGAUGACUGUCAAUGCUUUACUUGAUGAGAGAGAGACAGCUUUCAAGCGGAUGAACUUUGCCUUUGAGCAAAUGAAAUCAAUGGAGACUGAGCUGGCUCAACUCAAGUAUAACGUCACCUUACCACCUGUGAAUGCGAACGAAGUUGGUACUGAAGCAAUUGACAAAUUACUUGAUCCACCCACUGGAGACUCUGUAAACACCGAAACCGUACAACCCUCUCACAGUCCAGCCGAAAUACAAGCCCUCGAAAACCAACUCAUCGACACAAAGAGUCGACUCGCUCAUCUCCAACAAGACUACGACGACCUAACAGUCGAAAUGGACCGAGUAAUUUCCAGCCACAGAGCCGAUGCAUCACGACUGCAAUACGAUGUAGCAGUCCUACAAGGAUCCACAGUCCCCAAAUCAGCUCACGAUGCACUUACAGAAGAAGCAGACUCGUUACGUGCAAAUGUAGCGAGCCACCAAGAAUUGGUUGCUGCAUUGCAAAACCAAGUGAGGGAUUUGGAGAUGGGUGCUGCUGGUGUAGAGGCUGAACGGGAUAAUGCUCAGGGGCUUGUUGUCUCAUUACGUGCUCGUUUGGAUGAGGCCCUUAAGGGUGGUGUUAGGGAUUUGGGUGACGAGGGAAGAGGAGACAAUGAUAUCGCGUCUCUUAAUGCACGUAUCCGGAACUUGGAUGGUGAAUUGGCUCGUCUGACAGUCGAUAAUGAGAGUCUUAUGACUGCGUUGAGGUCACGAGAUAUGAUGCUGGUCGAACUACGAGAGAAGGCAAAACAGUCCCCAGCACCUACUAGAGCACCGUUGAUGGCUUCUAUCGCCGUACAGGUCAACGAGAAGCGACCCAAGAAGGCAGUAAUGAUCCAUGCUGCUACAAUGACCUCUAUCAAGACAUUCGAUCAAUACGUCCUCACCGAGCCUCUUCCACAAACCACAAUCUCAAUCCAAACUGAUCCCAUGAUGAACGACCAUUACUUGGAAACAGUCGAAGAAGAACACACCAUUGAACGGGUAUACGCAGAAAGUGCUGAAUACGCCCCCGUAGAGACACAUCUAUACAGCAAACCUGUUUACCAAAUCGAAACAUACCAGCUUCCAUCUCUGAAUGUAAACGGUAUCAGCACCAACAGCUAUACCCAUCAAAUCCCUGAUGACUACCCGAUACCAGCUAGCAGUUACCCAGCCUAUAACAGUGAUGGCAGUAAUUUCGACACGCUAAGAUUCUCAAAAGAGUCUUUUGGGUAUUUAGGUGACUUUUAUGCAGGAGAAGGCAACUUUUACUCAGGAGAAGAGUUUAAAAUAGAGCAGGAGAUAUCCCAGAUACGUAAAAAGUCUUUGGAGUCCUUACGCAACACGGCGACAACACUCAAAGACUUUUAUAAUACCGGAAAUACUACUAGCAGUGCUAGUAACGCCACUAAUAACACCCAUGUCAACCCCCACAACGUUAAUAACAAUCAAUCAACACUGACACUCAUUGACGAAGAAGAACCCUCAUUAGAAUUACAAAAUAUGACACCAUCGUCAGCAGACGCUGAUGCACGAGCAGAAGAAGCAAAGAUAUUGGCACAUCAUUCGGCUGUUGAGGAAGAGCUCAAGAUGAUGAAGGCCAAGACUCGAGAGAGUAUUGAAAAGACUGCUCAGACUUUGGCAAAUGCUGUGUCAAGAGCCACAUAA